CCAGAUUUGAACUGUUGCAUAUUUAGAAAAAUAGGAAGCAGACGAUCAGUCUUGCAGUGUGCUGGUUCAUGUCGUUUCGUCUUCUCACUCACCGACAUGGCUGUUCAUCUCAGCUUUCUUCUCAUUUUCACUGGACUCGCAGGAAGUCACAGUAUAACUACAGUCAGUAAAGUGUCAGUGAAAGCUGGAGAUUCGAUCACUAUCCCCUGUCUCUAUGACUCUAAAUACAUAAACAAUGUGAAGUACUUGCGUAAAGGAUAUUAUUGGUCCUCUUGCUCUACUGAAAUCCGAACUGAUUCACAAAGUAUCUCAGAAAAGUUUUCAAUCUCUGAUGAUAAAAUCCAAAAAAUCUUCACGGUGACGAUAAAAGAUGUGACGAAUAAGGACACUGAUUACUGGUGUGCUGUGGACAAAAAGUAUUUCCAACUGCCAGCCACCGGAGGUACACCCACUGUCUCUGUGGACCGUCAGGAGAUUACAGGAUUUAAAGGAGGUAAUAUAAACAUCAAUUGUUACUAUCGUAACUUUGGAGUAAUGAAAUGGUGCAAGCUGGGCAGGUCCUGUGUUACGGGGUCGUCUGGAUCAAUAGAUGGAACAGGAGUGACCAUCAGUGAGAGUGGACCAGGUGUUUUCACUGUGACUAUGAGUGGACUGAAGACAGAGAGCAGCGGCUGGUAUUCAUGUGUUAAAGAUGACUUCCAGAUGCCAGUGCAUGUAACUGUUACUGACAGACCUACCACUACCACACCUGCAAUGACUAGAAGUUUAACCACCUUAACAACAAGAAGUUUAACCAUCGUAUCAGCCUCCGCUGUGAAUCACAACCCUGUUUCUGCAGACCAAGCACUUAUCACAGUUCAGGGUGAACAGCAAAGUCCUUCGCAUCAUUUAAAGAGUUUUGGUAUCCGCCUGAGUGUGAUCUUCAUUGUAAUGGUGACCUUGUUCAUCUGGUUUAUUUUCAAAAGACAUAAGCAGAGAAAGGUCGAAUCAUCAGCCACAACAACGGCUGAAGGGGAAGUAAGAUACAUGAGAAACACUUCAGGCGAGCCAGAGGUCUCAUGUGGAGAGUGAUGUGGAAGGAAUAUAAAGUUCUGUGUUUAAGCAGCAGCCAGAGGGUUGAAAAGAUGUUGUUCCAGCAGCAAGUUGUUUGUUGUUUGUUGACCUUUGCCAUGUGUUUGUAACCACCUCUGCAUAGCUGCAAACAUUACAGAGAGUCACUCACCUGUUUGUUUGUCUUUAAACAUAUACAUGUAUAUUGGGUUUACUGCUUUUACUUAUUAGGCAUAAAGUCACAAUAAUAUGAUCCUGAUGUCUAUUUUCAGGAUGUUUAUAAACGCAUAGUGUAUAAUAACCAUGUAUUUUAUUGUAUGUAUGAACUCAUGUCAUUCAUUUUAAAGCUGAUGCACAUUUAUAUUGCAUGUUUAAAGAAUAAGUGAUGGUGUUAACUAAAUAAAGAGAUCAAAGAGUACAAAAUCA
Molecule: messenger RNA, 1476 nt
Organism: Cottoperca gobio
Lineage: Eukaryota; Metazoa; Chordata; Actinopteri; Perciformes; Bovichtidae
Exons: 10
Coding region: 97-1071 (324 amino acids)
Cellular component (GO): plasma membrane
Molecular function (GO): transmembrane signaling receptor activity
Source: RefSeq, a predicted model, not a curated record